GAGCACUGAAAUAAAUAACACGCAAGUAACCUUUCCCAAAGUAUUUUUUGUUGCACAUUCCUCGUUACAAACAAUAAACCUACCUGAUUGCAGACAAGAACUUACUUGUUCAACUCAAAAAAAAUAUAUUGUUCGUUGGAACAUUAUCUAAAGAAUUUUUUUUAUUUAACUAUACGAAACACCGUAAUAAAUAACCCAACCUUUCCUUUGUCAAAGUAUUUUUUAUUGUCCAUUCCUAGUUACAAGCAAUAAACAGCCACGGUAGUUUCAAUGAUUAAUUAAAGACAAGAACAAACUUGUAUUAUAAAAAUGUGCGUAUAAAACGUUUCACUCAACCAUACAAGCCAUAAGUUUAUUCAGUGUCCGACUGUUAGUAUCUAACCCAGUAUUUUAAAAGUCUUUAAGGCAUAAGUUUAUUCAGUGUCAGACUGUUAGUAUCCAAACCAGUGUUUUAAAAGUCUACUUAUUAAACACUUACUAAGAUCGACCAGUGGUGUGAAACAACAUUUAUUCAUCAUGGAGAAUUCACCGAAUGAUGAAUAUACUUUAAAGCACUUAUAUUAUCCACUCAAUAUAUCAGAUGAUCAAGAUAUGAGUGACAAUAAAAAGACCGCAAUGAGAAGGAGCAACAGUAUAGAUGCUUUUUUUGAAAAGCAAAAGAAAAAGAAGAGACAGUCAAAGUCUUCAUGUGUAGCGCAAGCAAGUGACGGGGGCCUAUCAUAUAUCUCAUCCAACGACGAUGACAGUAUCAGUGCAACACAUCUAAUCAAAAUAGACAUCUAUGACAUGAAGAGUCUUAAAGAUGUUUCGCCUCUUGAAUACUGGAAAUAUGCAGAUUUGCGAUUAAAGUACUACGUUGAAUCUGCUGGUGAUAAGCACUAUCAAAGCAUGCGAGAUAUUAUAUACAACAUUACAAAGCAAAUCGCUGGGAAGCAUGACUGUAAAAAAUACUUUAUUGACAGAGAUAACCAGAAACAAUAAGUAUUCUCUGAACCAGCGGUCGGUAAACAUCACAAAGUAAAAAGACCCUCUAUAUAAACGUAGUUGUAUUUUAUUUUGUAUUUUGCUUUAAAAUUUAUUUGAAAACAAUAAUGGGACUAUUAAAAAGUACUUUACAAACAGUAAAAAAAAUAACAAUAUGAAAUCCCACUCCAACCAUUCGGAUAGACAAAUAAUGAGGUGGUUCAUUUCGUCAGAUCCGUCAUUCCAUAUUCAAACGUUCUACGAAACUACACGAUGACAACUGAGUUCAGCAACAUUUCUUUCGAGGAAGAAAUGGUUACGUUGUGUGAAAAAGUGGAGACGAAAAUAAACUCCUUUGUUGAAAAAAUAGUUGAAGAUAUGGAUAUCGAUCAGCAGUUGCACGAUUUAUGUGAGAACAUGGAACGCGAGCAUAAGGGGUAUUCCAGUCCAAUAUUACCCUUAAACAUAGGACUGAUGAUGACAGCUCUUCGUGAGGACUAUGUUAUUUAUUAUGAAGAAGAAACUGAUCAAGAUCCGUCUCAUUCUUUCUGGUCACAG
This is a messenger RNA of Pararge aegeria (speckled wood butterfly), 1521 nucleotides long. RefSeq lists its product as uncharacterized. The transcript is spliced from 2 exons. The record is from RefSeq and is a predicted model, not a curated record. NCBI's taxonomy places the organism in Eukaryota, Metazoa, Arthropoda, Insecta, Lepidoptera, Nymphalidae. The coding region runs from base 517 to 981 and encodes 154 amino acids.